AUGGAGUACUUUGCGAACAAUCCCAAGCCCGGGUCGCUGGACCGACAUUCCCAACUCUCACGCGACUUCAUCGAGCAACACUCCAAGGCCGGUCGGCGAGUGGCUCUCGUAACAUCUGGUGGCACAACAGUCCCUCUCGAAAACCAGACAGUCCGUUUUAUCGACAACUUCUCCGCCGGAACUCGUGGCGCAACAUCCGCCGAAUACUUUCUGGAGAAUGACUACGCUGUCAUAUUCCUUCACAGGCAAUUCUCCCUCUUGCCGUAUUCUCGUCACUACAGCCACAGUACAAAUUGCUUUUUGGAUUACAUGACCGGAACCGAGGAUGGGCCGGUAGUUGUUCAAAAUGAGUACCAGCAGCAAAUGGCGGGCGUCCUGCGAAGGUAUCGAAAAGCCAAGAAGGGUAAUCUGCUUCUCCUGCUGCCAUUCACGACGGUCAAUGACUACCUCUGGCAUUUGCGAGAACUUGCUAUCCUGAUGCAGCCGCUGCAAGCGAAUGCACUAUUCUAUCUCGCGGCGGCUGUGAGCGACUUCUUCGUUCCAGCAGAUCGCAUGGUUGAGCACAAAAUCCAGUCGAGCGAGGACUUCCACACCAAGAAGCAGCCGAAGGGUAAUGGUGAACCCGAGGAGCGCACGCCAGCAGCACACAUGGAAGCUGGCUCUCUGAUCAUCGACCUGGACCCGGUGCCGAAGUUCCUGAAGCUAUUGGUCGACGAAUGGAGUCCACACGCCAUGAUUGUCAGUUUCAAGCUUGAAACUGAUCCGGCUCUCCUCGCUUCGAAAGCUAGAGGUGCAUUGGAGAAGUAUUCCCAUCACCUGGUCAUUGGCAACUUGCUUAAUACGCGGAAGUACGAGGUGUUGUUCGUAAGCAAGGCUGAGGGUGAGAAGUGGGUACGUGUGUCGGAGGAGAACAGGGCGAAGAGUACUGCACGAAUAGCGGAAGGCGGCAAGGAAGACUUCAGCGACUCCUCCGUCGAGAUUGAGAGCUUGAUCGUGCCGCAGGUGAAGGAGCUGCAUACGAGUAUGAUUCAAGCUGGAAAGACUCGUUCUUGA
Zymoseptoria tritici IPO323 is the source of this 1053-nucleotide messenger RNA. RefSeq lists its product as uncharacterized. The coding region runs from base 1 to 1053 and encodes 350 amino acids. The transcript has a single exon. Gene Ontology annotation, molecular function: phosphopantothenate--cysteine ligase activity. NCBI's taxonomy places the organism in Eukaryota, Fungi, Ascomycota, Dothideomycetes, Mycosphaerellales, Mycosphaerellaceae. The record is from RefSeq and is a predicted model, not a curated record. Gene Ontology annotation, cellular component: cytoplasm; nucleus. Gene Ontology annotation, biological process: coenzyme A biosynthetic process.